This is a messenger RNA of Asterias rubens (European starfish), 7407 nucleotides long. Its product is annotated as nipped-B-like protein A. Bases 207 to 6941 code for a protein of 2244 amino acids. Gene Ontology annotation, cellular component: Scc2-Scc4 cohesin loading complex. The transcript is spliced from 47 exons. The record is from RefSeq and is a predicted model, not a curated record. NCBI's taxonomy places the organism in Eukaryota, Metazoa, Echinodermata, Asteroidea, Forcipulatida, Asteriidae. Gene Ontology annotation, biological process: establishment of protein localization to chromatin; establishment of mitotic sister chromatid cohesion; regulation of gene expression. Gene Ontology annotation, molecular function: chromatin binding.
UUUGCGUGUUAUUUGAGUAGUGAUAAGAAAAUCUCUUGUUUUGGCGCGACAAUGUAGUCACUUUUUUAGCGCACCCUGAUUCCUUUCUGGGGACAUCCCGUUCACUUUUUAUUCCCUUCCAGCAUUAUUUUAAUAACCUUGCUACUGCUGGUAGAGGUAGCUUUUGUAUAUUCACCGUUUUGAGGCUUUAGUGAACUUCAGCAAACAUGAAUGGAGAAGUUCCAAGUGUUCCCAUUACCACAUUGUCUGGAAUUUCAAGUCUCACCGAUUUAUUAACCGAGCUACCCCUGCCAUCACCAUUACCAUGCACCAUCAACAACAAGGGGUUGUUAUACAGCCCUCGUGUGGCAGAUGAAGCUAAGCGACUUUUGGGGUUGCAAGAUGAGAACCUUGUACCCCAGCUUCUGCACGCACUCGGCCAGACUAGCACAGACAAUAUAGAACUGAAGGACAAGUCCAGCAGUAAUGAAAUUGAAGGGGACAUACCUGUCUUGCUGCAAGCGAUACUAGCUCGAAAUCCGAACGUCUUCAAACAAAAGCGAAUGGAACAGAUUGGAGGUGUUUCUCCGAGACAACCCAUGGCACCGUCACCAUACUAUCAGACAUCCCCAGAGGGUGCUGUUCAACAUAGUCCAUACAAUCGCAGUCACAUGACAGGAAUGCAAGGCUCACCUGUUCCCACGUCGGUUAACGGUUACACGGGACACCAGUUUUCACCAGCCACAGCUACCAGCCCAAGUCAACCGGUUCCAACGCCAUCACCAGUGCAGGGGAAAUCAAGAUCACAGCUGGCCCAACCGCCUAAUGGAGCUGGUCCAUCAGGCGACUAUGCGCAACAGGCAGCACCCAGGGGGCGGGGCAGACCUCGGAAACGCCCACCAAAUCAAGAUGUCAAUCAGAGAGCGGCUGCUGGAAAGGAGUCAGACGCCGGCGUUUCUCCAGCUGACUACAAUUCUCCUUAUCACUUCCCUGGCGAUUCUCAUCCCGGCCAAGAGAGUUCCUCCCAUGAUACGUCGCGCGAUGUCACCGAGUCGGACUCCUCCGUAAAAGACUCAAGUCGCAGAAAAAAAAGGAAUAAAUCUCACAAAGAGGAACGGGAGAGAGAGAAGAUUCUACCGCAGUAUAACAUCGUCAGUUCGCCAGAUACCAGCGGGUCAACAAAGAUCAAACUAAAGCUAGCGAGGCCUGGGGCGAACUUGAAGACAGCCGCAGAGCCAAAGGAAAAAGAUAAACUGCCCGAGUCGGGGCUAGAACCUAAGCCCGAGCCAGUUAACCAACCUGAGGAGACUGUGUUGACGGCCGAGCCAGAGAAAAUAUUGAAAGAACCAGAACAAGUUGUGAGGGAAGAAGUGAAAAAGGACACCUCGGAGAAUGAUGUUGCCAAGGAAAUGGACAAUGUGUUUGUGGAAGAUGUUACUUUGGAUGAGAGGACUGGUGUGAUUAGUGCUCAAGAUACGGCGAAACCGCCAAAGGAGGUCACUCCAAAGAGGGUCAUUUCUAAGGAUGUCACUCCCAAGGAGGUCACUUCCAAGAAGAUCAUUUCCAAGGAGGUUAUUCUCAAGGAGGUCACUCCCAAGGAGGUAACUUCCAAGGAGGUCGCUCUCAAAGAGGUCACACCCAAGGGGGUCACGCCCAAGGAGGUCACGCCCAAGGAGGUCACUCCCAAGGAGGUCCUUACGGAGGUCACUCCGGAGGUCACUCCGGAGAAACCCCUUAAGGAAGAGGGUCGAAGAACGAGGCAGGCGUCGACACCUCAGGACAGAGAAAGCAUAGGAGAAAAUGAAAAUGCCAUGAUUUGUGGAUCAGAAGACGGAGACUCAACUUCAAAAAGUGCAAUCGGCCAACCCAGGCUUCUCCUCACAAAGAUCUCAAUAACAGAGGACCAGGCCGCCAUGAUGAGUAAACCUCUCGGCCGCGGCAAGAAGCGGUUAAGGAAGAGCACGGAAAGUGAUGAGGAGUGGGAACCAGCUCCUCCUCCGGCCUCGAGGCAAGAUGCUCUUCCGUCACCGGUGUCUCAAGGACCUCCCACCCAGAUCUUCAUUGAGAGGGGGAAUGACGACAAGGAAGAAGAUGAGGAAGGAGCACCCAAGAAGAAGUUGAAGCGUGACAAAACUCCUACCAAGAGAGUCACGCAAAUGGAUGAUGACGAGUUAACAGAGUCUGCAACGUUCAAGAGAUUCCAUGCAGCAAUGGAAGCUGUGUUUGAGGGAUCGGAGGAAAUGGAUCUGACAGUUGAGCAAGCUGAUGAUGAAGAGGAAACAGACGAGUGUAGUCCAGACUUGCUCAUCAGCAAACCUCUUCUGAACGAUCUCCUCUCUGAGUCUGCCAAACUCAAAUCGAUGACGCUUAUGAACCAGAUUCCACAUGAAAGACUUGUGCGAUUAUUGAACAUCCUGGAGAGAAACAUUCGAGAUGGCACAAAAGUGAAACCCAAUGUGAAUCAUGACGAGGGUGCCCGUGGGGAGCGACUAUGGCGUGAGCUAGCCAUGGAGAGGAUCACCCACUCCAUGGACUCUGCCCUGACGGCCCUGUACAUCAUGACCUCGGAGGCCAUGCCCAAGGAGGUGUUUAUCGAGGACGUCAUCGAUCGCAUCACAAAUCUAGCCAAGUUCCAGCUGCAGAAUUCAAUCUAUCCUGAGUUUGACCCGGUGUAUCGAGUCAGCGGUGAUAAAAAUGCUGUGUACACCAACAUGAAGAUGAAGCGAGCGCGUGCCCAUGGCUCCAGCGAAAAGUCCAUUCUUGCCCUGUACAACAAACUGUGUGUCUUAGUCUCCAACUUGGCCGAGUUGUUAGACAUCCAGAUCUUGACCGAUUCAACGGUCUUGAUGGUGUCAUCCAUUGGAACAGCACCCUUCUUUGUGGAGAAUAUCAGCGAGCUUCAGCUCAGUGCUAUGAAACUCAUAUCAACGGUGUUUUCCAAGUAUGAGAAGCACAGGCAACUGAUCUUGGAAGACAUCUUUGCGUCGCUUGCAAGGUUGCCAUCAAGUAAGAAGAACCUCAGAAAUUUCAGGCUGAACCAGGACACCAAUAUCCAGAUGGUGACAGCUCUGGUAUUGCAAUUGAUUCAAUGCGUCGUGGUGUUACAUCAACCUAAAGAAGACGUUGAGAACAAUCAGAGCGGAUCCGAUUCAGAGUAUGAGUACGAUUUCGACGAUGAAGAUACCAAAAAGUCACGAGAUGCCGAUAAAGAUGUCAUGAUCGUGAAUACUUACGAGACAGCUGUAAGAACGGGGCAAAACUUCUUAUCAGUUUUCCUGAAGAAGUGCGUAAGUCGAGACGAGGAGGACUAUCGACCUCUCUUUGAGAAUUUCGUCCAAGAUCUGCUGUCUUCUGUCAAUAAACCGGAAUGGCCCGCAGCCGAGCUGCUCUUGAGUUUACUUGGAAGAUUACUGAUGCAUCAAUUUAACAAUCGCUCCAAUGACAUGACGAUGCGUGUGUCGUCUUUAGACUACCUUGGACAGAUUGCCAGUAGGUUAAGGAAGCACGCAGUCUCUAGCAACAUGGACCAAGAAACUCUGGACACUAUCGUCAAUCAGACGAGUGCAGCCUGUGGUGAUGAGUCUCCGACAGAUGCUAAAGACGCUGACAACCGAGACUACAUCCAGACGUUACAGCAGUCUAUGCUAGACUACCUGUCCUACAACAGUCAGAAUGAUCCUGCUAUACUGUUUGCGAGACACUUCUACGUUGCUCAGUGGUUCCGAGACACCACGGCCGAGGUGGAGCAAACCAUCAAGGCACCAAGGCCUCAACGAGAUGACAGCGAUGACGACAGCGAAGGGGAAGACGCCCCGGUGGACAACACCACUGAUAUCAUCCAAGCUGCCGAGAGGAGGAAACUCUUCUUGAAGUCUUUCAUCAAAGUCUCGUCCAAGUCCAACCUGUCCUUCAAGAGAUCAAGACACAUCUUAACCUAUGAGAGUUCAUCCCUUGUAGCUAGGUACCUUGCCUCCAAGAGACCCUUCUCACAAAGUUUUGACAUCUAUCUUAGCCAGAUUCUGCGGGUGCUUAGCGAGACAGCAGUAGCUGUAAGAACGAAAGCGAUGAAGUGUUUGUCCUCAGUGGUAGCAGCUGAUCCAUCUGUCUUGGGCAGGGCUGAUGUUCAACGGGGAGUGCACUGUAGGUUCAUGGAUCAAUCCACCAGCGUCAGGGAGGCUGCGGUAGAGUUAGUCGGCAAGUUUGUGCUGAUGAAGCCGGAGUUAAUUAAUCGCUACUACAGCAUGCUCAUUGAAAGAAUACUUGAUACUGGUAUCAGUGUACGUAAACGAGUCAUCAAAACACUACGUGACAUCUGCAUUGAGCAGCCAGACUUCCCCAAGGUGCCUGAAAUUUGUAACAAAAUCAUUCGUCGAGUUAACGACGAAGAAGGAAUCAAGAAACUUGUGAAUGAGACAUUCCAACAGAUGUGGUUUACGCCGUUGCCGACGGCGAACACGGAUAAACUUCUCAAGAGAGCCCUCAAUGUCAUCGAGGUUGUCGCAGCGAGCAAAGAAUCAGGCUAUGAUUGGCUGGAACAACUUCUAACCAACUUAUUAAAAGCAGAGGAAGACUCGAGACAGAAACCAGUACAGAAAGCUUGUUUGCAGAUCACAGACUGUCUGGUUGAGCAUGUACUCAGAUUAGAACUACAGUCGACAGAAUCGUCAGCUGAAGGCAAGGCCAGCAGUCAGCGUCUCGUCAGCUGUCUUCAGACGUUGUAUCUCUUCAGUAAAGUCAAGCCUGCCCUCAUGCUUGCCCAUGCCAUGACAUUUCAACCCUACCUCAGCACAAGAUGCAGUACGCACGGUGAUUUCCUUGUGGUGCACAACGUCGCCCGUAUCCUGGAGCUAGUGGUGCCCCUGAUGGAUCACCCCAGCGAGAUAUUCCUGGCCAGUUUAGAAGAAGACAUGAUGAAGCUCAUCAUCAGACAUGGUCAAACAGUUUUACAGAGCUGUGUGAGCUGCCUUGGUGCUAUUGUUAAUAACGUCACACACAACUACAAGCUAGUAAGGGACUGCUUCCAGAAAUACUUUGCCGUGCUGUCCAAACUGAAAGCUGAGCAUGAGUCCAACCCGGACAGUGCCACCAUGGCUAAAAACAAACACACACUCCUGAGGGCGCUCUUCACUGUCGGGCUCUUCUGUAAACACUUUGAUUUUGAUGCUGGCAUCAAACACUUAAAGGCAGGAGACAGCCCCAGGACCCCAAGAAAUCCUCAUGGCGUACAACAUGUACCGAUACGAGAACGCGUCUUCGAUGUUCUCUUCUAUUUCUGUUUCCACGAGGACGAGGAGGUCAAACUGAAGGCCAUCAGUGGUGCUGGUUUCUUGUGCAAUCGUCAUGCCUCCUUCCUACUGGGUUCUAAGAUUAAGAAUAUGUACUGCGACAUCCUGGAGAAUAGAGAUGCCUCCAUCAAGCUUCUCUGCCAGGUUUUGAAGAAUAUUCAGCUGUAUCUGACGGAAGAAGACGAGCGAAUGAGAAGAGCUGAUGCUGAGUGGAAUCGUCUUGGCAACAAGGAAGACUUGAAGGAGAUGGGAGAUGUCCAGUCGGGCAUGAGCAGUUCCGUUAUGCAGCUGUAUCUGAAGCAAGUUAUGGAAGCCAUGAUGCACAAACAAUCUGUCGUACGUCUGUCGGCGUUACAAGUGAUCAUCGCAACCCUUAAACAGGGCCUUGUCCAUCCCGUACAGUGCGUUCCGUAUCUCAUCGCCAUGGGGAGUGACAGUGAAGGAACAAUCAGAAUAAAAGCUGACCAGCAGUUAUCGGACAUUGACAGCAGAUAUCCUGGCUUUAUUCAGAUGAAAGCCAUUGCUGGCAUCAAGAUGGCGUUUCGCCUUCAGAAGCUUCUCCAGGAUGACUGGACGAGUCCGCUGCGUGGGAUGCGGGAGAAGGAUAGCUACUACAGCCUGUCGAACCACGUCUACAGCAUCAUCAGGGGACAUCGUCAACACAGGAGGGCGCUCUUACUCUGCUUACUCAACCUAUUCGACGAACAAGCGAAAACGGAACUGGAUCUUCUUGUGUUUGUUGCCGACAACCUUGCCUACUUCCCUUAUGUGGUUCAAGAUGAGCCUCUGUUUGUCAUGCAUCACAUUGAGAUAACGGUGUCAGUAUCCGGAGCCAAUCUACUGCAGACAUUUAAAGAUUCCUUUCUAAAGAAGCAACCAUCUCGGCCAGCUUCCCGGUCGUCAAGGUCCAGUGUGGACGGCAAGAAAGUUGAGUUCAGUGACGAUGAAGAGGAAGAUGAAGACAUCCUCAUGAACCUCAUACCGGAAGACCCAACUCAGUUACUGGAGUGCUGUGUUGCAUCGCAGGCUUGCAUCAUGCUUCUGGUUCUUAAGCAACAUCUUAAAGACAUGUAUGGCUUCAGGGAUAGCACGAUCCACAGAUACUCGCCCACGGAAGCAGCCAAAGUAUACGACAAAGCGUUGAAUCGCAAAUCUAGCGUGAUGUUCAACCCGGCGAGGGCGCUAGAGCUUCUGAGUGUCGGUCAGCCAAAGAUAACCCUGACAGACCGAGACAAGAGGGACAUCGUUGCAGAGUAUUUAGAUUUCAAGCAGCUGAUGGAGCUGAUGGAUCCCUCAGAUGACGAGGAGGAUGAGGAGAAAGCCAAGGCCCAGGCCGCUGCCAUGGCCUCUACCUCCUCUACCACCACAGCGCCCAACAACACCUCAGGGAACGCUGAGGAGGACAGCAGGCCUAACGCUGGUGGAGCUGGAGGGAGCCCCGAGGCAGUGGUGGCCCCAGUCAGGGUGGAUGAUGAUGACUCUGAUGUUGCGCCGUGUUCACCGCCGUUGGGAGAUGUACAGAUACAUAAAGUAAAACGACCAAAGACCAAAAGCCGACGGCCGCCUCCGAAGGUAAUCAAGAAAACGCCUAAGCCGAGAAAGAAACGACGGAAAUAUGUUGACGACAGUGAUGAAGAUGAUGAGAGUGAUGAGAGCGAUCCAGACUUCAUGGUCUAACGACGUCUUGACCCCUGACCCCACUCGCCCAUGGACACCAAGAUUGUGCGUGGUAGUGAUCCGUGACGCCCCCCCCCCCCCCUACCGUGGACCAAAGUUUGUUUGUUUUCUCUCUCGGGAUUCUCUACUCGCUAUGCUCUUAUGAAAUAUACUAUUAAAUGUUAUAAACCACAAGGGAAACUGACUGGGUAAAUUUGAUGUGAUAUGGGGUUGAACAAAGACAAAAGAGUGGGACUCAAACCAAUAACCUCUGGAUUCUCUACUCACUAUGCUCUUAUGAAAAGUAAUAUAAUAUUUUAUCUCUGCCUUGGCAUGUGAAAGGUCAGAUGUGAAAGGUCAGAUAUGAAAAGUCGGAUACGAAAGACCAAGAUAUGAAAAUCAGAUAUAAAGGUCAGAUAUGAAAGGUCAAAUAUGAAAGACCCAGAUAAUAAAUUCAGAUAUUAAAGUUCAUAAAUGAAAGUUCAGA